CUGCCUUCUGUAGGUGAUUCGCUUACUUGGGUUCAGCCCCGCUCCUGCCGACGUCUAGAAGCCUGCACCCAAUGGACGCCCGGAGGUUGGUCUCCCCAAAGCCGUCUCCUCCCCCUAAUCCUGGAAGCUUACGUUAAACCGGCUCAGAGCCACGAGGCACGCUGGGGUGGUUCCCCCAGGGCUAGAAGCAGCCACGUUCCAGCAUCCCGGGCCGCCGCCCUCCGCAGCCAGGGGCCUGAUCCCCCUCUCCCAGGAGCUCCGUUUCCCAGCUCCCCAGACGCAAGCUCCCAGCCCUCGGAUUCCAGGACCCAGGCCCCCUGGCCCCCUGCCUCCCGAUUAGGCAUCCCGGAUCUGCGCCAUCAGGAGCCAGCCUCAAGAAGACCUCUGGCGUGUGGGCGCCUUUAACCUGCCGGACCCCAAGUUCCGUCCUGAGAACUCCUGUAUUCCCAAUCCCCAAAGCCAAGAAACCGGUUCUCCCAGCUUUGGGGCGCCCGGGCACAAGCUGGAAGAGCGGAGUUGUGCCAGCGCCCAGCCGAAGGAUCCCGGACACUCCCGCUUGCCAGCCGGGGAAGCGAGCGAGGCGCGGUGCGUCAAGACUCCGAGGAACUCCUCGAAGUUCCAGCCUCCAGGCUGUGGUGCUCGACUCCCACUUCGAAGGAACGUGGCGGGAAGGAGCCCCGAGCGUUUCCAGAUUCCGGGCGCUGAGAAGUCCGCGCUUUCAUCAUGGUGGCCGAAGCACCUAGGGAAGCCCUCAAGGGCUUCGCGGCGGCGGAGCCCCCCGCCAACGGGGACCCAGUGCUAGUCUCGAUGGAGGACCCCAGCGCGGCGGGAGGCGGCUGCUGCCGUUCCCGGGACCAGGUGCGCCGCUGCCUGCGGGCCAACCUGCUGGUGCUGCUGACGGUGGUGGCCGUAGCGGCGGGCGUGGCGCUGGGGCUGGGGGUGUCCGCGGCGGGCGACUCGCUCGCGCUGGACCCCGCGCGCCUGGCGGCCUUCGCCUUCCCCGGCGAGCUGCUGCUGCGCCUGCUGAAGAUGAUCAUCCUGCCGCUGGUCAUGUGCAGCCUGAUCGGCGGCGCCGCCAGCCUGGACCCGAGCGCGCUCGGCCGACUGGGCGCCUGGGCGCUGCUCUUCUUCCUGGUCACCACGCUGAUGGCUUCGGCGCUCGGCGUGGGAUUAGCGCUGGUUCUGCAGCCGGGCACCGCCUUCAACGCCUCGAUGGGGUCCGCAGGCAGUGGAGAAGAGGCCCCCACCAAGGAGGUGCUCGAUUCAUUCCUGGACCUUGUGAGAAAUAUCUUCCCUUCCAACCUGGUGUCUGCAGCCUUCCGCUCAUACUCCACCUCCUAUGAAGAGAAAGAGAUCAGCGGAAAGUUGGUGAAGGUGCCCAUAGAAACAGAGGUGGAGAGCAUGAACAUCCUGGGCCUGGUGGUGUUCGCCAUUGUCUUUGGUGUGGCCCUGCGGAAGCUGGGGCCGGAGGGCGAGCUGCUCAUACGUUUCUUCAAUUCCUUCAAUGAUGCCACCAUGGUGCUGGUCUCCUGGAUCAUGUGGUAUGCCCCAGUGGGCAUCUUGUUCCUGGUGGCCAGCAAGAUUGUGGAGAUGGAGGACGUGAAGCUGCUCUUCACCAGCCUCGGCAAGUACAUCCUGUGCUGCCUGCUGGGCCACGCCAUCCACGGGCUCGUGGUGCUGCCUCUCAUCUACUUCCUGUUCACCCGCAAAAACCCCUACCACUUCUUGUGGGGCAUCACCACAGCGCUGGCCACGGCCUUCGGGACCUCUUCCAGCUCCGCCACGCUGCCGCUGAUGAUGAAGUGCGUAGAGGAGAGGAACGGUGUCACCAAGCACAUCAGCCGCUUCAUCCUCCCCAUCGGCGCCACGGUCAACAUGGACGGCGCGGCGCUCUUCCAGUGCGUGGCCGCCGUGUUCAUCGCGCAGCUCAACAAGCGGUCCCUGGACUUCGUGAACAUCAUCACGAUCCUGGUCACGGCCACCGCAUCCAGCGUGGGCGCUGCGGGCAUCCCGGCUGGAGGCGUCCUCACCUUGGCCAUCAUCCUUGAGGCGGUCAACCUGCCCGUUCACUACAUCUCCUUGAUCCUGGCGGUGGACUGGCUGGUCGACCGAUCCUGUACCGUCCUCAACGUGGAAGGUGACGCCUUUGGGGCGGGCCUCCUCCAGAAUUACGUGGACCGUUCAAACUCACAGAGCUCUGUGCCCGAAUUGAUCCAGGUGAAGAGUGAGACGCCCCUGGCUCCACUGGCAGCCUCUCCUGAGGAGGGGAACCCCCUCCUCAAAUACCAUCCAGGACCUGCUGGGAAUGCUGACCCUUGUGAGAAAGAAUCAGUCAUGUAAACUCCAGGGGGGACCUUCCCUGCCCCAACGGAAACACAUCAGGAUCAUGUGAGAUGGAUAAAAGGACAAACGUGACGUGACCCUGGGAUCACUGCCCAGAGCCUCAGGAGCAAGAGGCUGCUGAUCCCCUCCCCAACAUCAGACCUGGAAGGUGUCGCUGCCGGAGAUGUAUGUGUACCAAUGUGUACAGGUGUGUCUCCCCAGACCUUCCCGGUCCUCAGCUGCUGUCCCCAUCCAAGAUUAGGAAACAGCAAGAUGGAGAAACAGUGCCUGGGAGCCUGCCAUCUUGGGCACGGGCCUCAAGUCUCAACGGGUCAGCCGCUGAGAUUCUUCCCUUUUUGAGACAAUGGCUUUCAGCGUGGAGCAGCUCCUUUGCCGGUCGUUUUUGGUGGUGCCUGUCUCUGAUGUGUGUGCAUGGGUUGUAGGACUGUCCACGGUACAUCCCGUCCUGGCCCCAGGCCCCCUCCGUCCCCUCCUAGUCACAGAAACUCCCCUGGGAACUAAUCGGGGCGGAGGCGAAUGGGGUAAAUUUUGCCGUCUCUACACUACACUAGACACUUUCAGCAAUGAAAUGACCAAGCUGUCUAAUCAGACCUUUGUGAGAAUUUGACUAAAAGCACUCGCCACACAGGAAAAUAAAAACGCAUG
Messenger RNA from Condylura cristata (star-nosed mole), 2988 nucleotides. RefSeq names its product solute carrier family 1 (neutral amino acid transporter), member 5 (gene SLC1A5). NCBI's taxonomy places the organism in Eukaryota, Metazoa, Chordata, Mammalia, Eulipotyphla, Talpidae. Gene Ontology annotation, biological process: L-aspartate import across plasma membrane. Gene Ontology annotation, molecular function: neutral L-amino acid transmembrane transporter activity; L-aspartate transmembrane transporter activity; symporter activity. Gene Ontology annotation, cellular component: plasma membrane. The coding region runs from base 724 to 2340 and encodes 538 amino acids. The record is from RefSeq and is a predicted model, not a curated record. The transcript is spliced from 8 exons.